AUGGGAUUAACGACCAAUUUUCAAUUAUGCCAAUUUUCCGAUUUCCGCGUUCAGCUUCCAGAUGACGGUCUUUUCUACAGUGUCUUUACGGCUUUACUUUUUGUUCCGACGCUAGUAUUUGUUGCAAUUAUCUCAACUGCAUUUGUGAUCAAUAUUGGAGUUGCGCUCGUUCUACAAGGUAUCACAUUCAUCUUCUGCUUGGCGUGGUUUCUUCCAACAGCAAUUUUUUGCUUCGCCACUGCCUUCUUCUUGACCAAGGUUGCUCGUUGCACACUUUUUCUUCUAACCGAGCUUGAGAAACGAAAGACAAGUAUACCUGAAAGUCUUUUGGAUGAUACCAUAACAGCUCCAAAGACGCAUGCACACGAAAAGCUCCUU
Molecule: messenger RNA, 378 nt
Organism: Mesorhabditis belari
Lineage: Eukaryota; Metazoa; Nematoda; Chromadorea; Rhabditida; Rhabditidae
Source: the annotation of a GenBank genome assembly